CUGUGCCUUUAAGGCCUGUGAGGUGCAGGCUGGGAAGGGCUGCGAAAGAAUGAGCGGCUGCCGUCGCGUCCAGGUUGAAGGGGAGGGUUCCCCCUCUUUCCCGCAGGCUGGAAGGGGAGGGUGCAGUGCCCCGGAGGAACAACCAGUCGGGGGAUUCUUGGCUGCAGCAGGAGGGCGUCCCCACAGCGCGGUCCCUGGAAAGGGCACAGGCAGCUCUGCCCUCCCCCAGGAAACUUGGAGGAUCCUCGCGUGACGUCCCACCAUGCCUCGCCGCUAGCCACGGCUGCCUGAGCCGCCGGCGGCAUAAGACCUGCGCGGGGUGGUGGGCGCGGUAGCAGCAGGAUGCUGCUGCGGGCAGCCGGGACUCCCGCGCUGGCUCCCCUAGCAGAAGGAGCGCCUCCUCGGGGUUCCCCUUUCGAGCUGAGCAGCCUGUUUUGCUUGCCACUCUUCUUCAGGCGCGCGCGCUUCGCUCUGCGGGCGGCGUGAGCUCGGCGCGGGGCAGGUCCUGUGACGUGGGUGGCUUCUGCUGCUGCUGCUUUGCCGCCGCCGCGCCUCCUGCUGGCUCCUUCGCCCGGUGCUCACUUGCGAGAGGGAGAGAAGCAAGUGUGGUGCCCUUCGCGAGCCCUUUCGUCGCCGGCGCUUCUCCGCCACUACCACUGUGUUUACUUUACAGUCCGCUCCGGAGGGUGAUCUCGGCUGGCAGCCAGGUGCAAAUGCCUUGAGCCUCCUGCCAUGUAAAGGGUUUCUCCGAAACUCGAGCGAGAGAGGGACGGGGCUAAUAAUGGUCAGUCAUGUCUUGGCUGGCUUACUGGCUGGGUGAGGUCCAGCGGCUCUCGCUGCUCUCCUUGUUUGCGGCUGCUUUGGCCAUUGUCGCCGUCUACCUGGUGCAGUAUGGCCUGAGCGCUCUGCGACAAGGCGGGAGGAAGCCGCCUCCUUCGCCGCCGCUGCCGCCGCCGCCUGCGGAACUUCUGCAAGGGAAUGAGGACUCCCUCUUUGCCUGGCUGCUGGCUCGGAGCAGCUGGAGGAGCCAGUGGCAGAAAGCCUGGAUCACAGCGCUGAACAGAGAAGCCCGAUUAAGGGAGGAUUCCCACUUGUUUACAUUUGAAGAAGAUGCAGCUCCUCAGCCUCUAGAGCUUGUAGUGCAACGAGUGGUUAGUGUGGUCACGUCUGCUGAAGAAAAGGUGGUCUCUUGCAACGUAGCUGGAAAUGCCUUUAAUUUUAUUGUCAGUUUGUCCGAUAAUUCAUCUACUGCAGAAUGUCAGUCUUACAGUGUAAAACUGUCUCCACUUCACUUGCAGCUGGAACUCUCAAUGAAAGCCAAAGAGGAAGACAUCCAGGUCAAGUGGUCUUUUAUUCACACCACAGAAACUAAUAUUGAAGUCACGCCUAUUAAAGUGCAAGAGGACCAGACAGAUGGGACAUGUGUAGUGCCAGAAACACUUAGAAAUGUGUUGCAGAAUCUCAUUGGUUCAGCAUCUCCUUCUGUGGUUCUCUGUACAAAACCUACAGAUGUAAAGACAAUUCAGAAUGUACAAUAUACAGGAACUCUCCCUCAGGGCACUAGUCCUCCGAAACCUCCAAGGGUUCAUGAACUAAAACUGCUAAUGAGGAACAUUAAAGCUACACUGACCAAUCAGUGCACUACAGGCAGAAUUAAGCCAUUGUGCAUAAUUCAGCUCAAUGACCCUUUGCAGAAGUUUUCCAGUUCUGUAGCCAAUAAUCCCAUGGACCUCUCUUGGAAAGAAGAGUUCAUCUUUGAAUUAAAUGCCAAAUCAAAAGACCUGCAAAUAAAGAUAGUAGAAAAUGGGGAACUGGAUAGUGGCUUCUCGGCUUUAGCUACUGUGCCUUUGGACUUGUUCAGGAAACAGCCUUCUGGACACAGAAGUUUUGCACUGCACAGCCAGCUCAGCAGCAGUAGCUCUGUAGUAGGAUCUCUAUUUGCAGAGUUCUCCUACAUAGAACCUUCAGAGUCUAGAUACAUGCAAGCUCCUGUUAAAUUUCCUGUUGCAAAAGUAGAAAAGGAUAGAACUGUGAUGCCAUGUGGGACUGUAGUCACUACUGUUACUGCUGUGAAAGCCAAACCUUUAAUAGACGGGAGAUCAUCUGCUCUGCAUUCAGAUUCACCAGUGAGAAGUCCUGUUAAAGUGAAGGUGAUUGAAAAGGAUUUGUCUGUUCAAGCAAUCUGUUGUCAGAAAGCUUCAGUAAGCAAAGCCUUAUCUUCAUCAGAUACAGAGUUACUGAUGCUGAACGGCACAGAUCCUGUUGCUGAAGUAGCCAUUCGACAGCUAAGUGAGUCUGCAAAGCAAACACUCAAGUCUCCCAGGAAGAAAAGUACCAUCAUAAUAUCAGGGGUAUCAAAGACUAAUUUAUCUCAGGAUAGUGAAGCUGCACUCAUGAUGGACUAUGCAGCAGCCAUGGAUGGCUCAUAUAAACAAGAUAACACUUCCACUGUGGAGCGGGGUCUCACACAAUCCCCUUCUGAUGAAGAACUGUCUCUGUCUGCAUCCCAAACACUACCUGCCCAUGAAGACCUCCAGGAAAACAGCCAUGAUACCUGGACCUUAGAUGACAGCAGCCAGCAAUGGCACAGCAAUGCACUACUAGACCAAGACUGUGAGAAGAUGUCUGGGAGCUCCAUAAGCAUCUCAGAAUCUGGAACUGUGAAGAAAUCCAAAGGUGGAAUCUUUAAAAAGAGUGCAAAGCUCUUUUUCCUCAGACGGCACCAUCAGAAAGACCCAGGAAUGAGCCAAUCGCAUAAUGACCUCAUUUACCUACAGCAACCCACAUCUGAUAGUACUCGGAAAAAAGGGGGGACCCUAACACGCAUUCUGAAUAAGAAAAUUCUCUCUAAGAGCAAGAGCAAGAACAAACUGAACGGCACAUCAGUUGAACCCUAUGCGUAACAUCUAGAACAUGCCAAAUAUUAUCUGCACAUGACCAACUGUUUACAGGGACAUAAACAAACUGUCAUAUGCUUAAUGAGAUUCGCUAAUGCUAUGGUCCAUGGAAGAGGCUGGGAAACAAAGCAGGGGAAUGGAAUUGGCAAAAGAAGGCUUUCGGCUUUUUUUUAAGUAGCAAAGACUAAGGCCUCAAUUCUAACACACUUACUGAGAAGUAGACUCAUGGAAAUCAAUGGGCCUUAGUCUAAAACACGUUAAUAGAAAUGUAGGUUUAAAAUGUGGUGUUUAAACCUGGAACUGAACAUAAGAGAACCAGGGGGUUAUAGUGGACAAUUGUCUGCAUGAAUGUAUGUUAAUAGUGGCAUAUCAUGGUCACACUUUUUGUUUUUGUUUUAAUAAUAUGGUGAAGAGUAGCAAUACAAACUCUAAACAGGGUAUGAGUUGGGCCAAAAAUAAAAUAAAGGGGUGGGAGGAAGCAAGAAAUCGAGAUCCAGAUGAUCUGAACUGAGAAAUAAAUUUUAGAAUGUUUCUAGAGGGAGACAUUUAAUACCGAAUGGGGCAGCCUGCAGUAAUAAUUGCAAAACUUGCGUAAAUAGAUUUGCCUUGAUAGAUAGUAGCCAUAUGAACUGGUAACUUGUGCAAUUGCUUAUGAAUCUAAUCUUAAUAUUCUGGGCAGAUGCCAUGAUAAAAACCUCUGUUUGCUUUAAGCCAGUCAACUUGGGAAAUAUUUGAAAAAUUUUCAUGUCCUUACUUCCAGGGUCUAGAGAAAACUCAUAUUGCCAAUGUAACAACAUACCUUGGGGAGCUUACAGGUUAUUAAAAAAAAAUUACUCCCCCAUGACAAAACAAGGGAUAAAUAAUACUAAGUAGUUUAACUUUAGUAUUUCCUAAAUAGUUCCUUCAGAGUUCUAUUUUGGGACAAAAUAGUACACUAUAGUAUGUCCAAGGAUGUGUGUGUUGGAAUAAUUUGCUGCUUAAUGCCAGCAGUGGGGAAUGGAAAAACAUGUUCUCCACUUCAUGUCUGGAGGCAAGGAACAGAUCUUUUUUUUUUAAAAAAAAUUACACAUUCUUUAGAUGUGUUCCUUAUUGAAAGUGUAGGCCUGUCUUAGUCUGGUGACAUCACUGAGGAUGCACCCUUGGAGCUUGAUGUGGGCCCACCAAACAAAGGCCUAUUAUCUGUCUUAAGGCAAAACCUGGUACCAGUACCAUUGCUAUGUUUAACUAAUAAAUAGAGUUCAUUGGGUUAAGGACUGUUGCUCCCAAUAUACAACUUGGUGGUGACUUACAUAAGCUAUGAUGGUAGCAUUUUUUGAUACAGCCAUUAGUAGUCCAAUAUAAAAAAAAAAAAAAAAACCCAACCUGUUACUGUAAUGCAGCAAGAGUUUGCAGCAUCUUGGGCCAAAUUCUAGCUUCUCUUACGAAAGUUUAUUAUAGACUGACUGCUAGAGAAUUAACUUAUAAAAAUGAAAUAUUUCAUGUGUAACAGAAGCACCAUGACUUUGAUUCUAAGUGCAUAGGUUUGGAAGUUUAACCCAGCAGGACUUGCUUUCAUGUAAACGGAUUUAGGAUUGGGUUAUGAAUACACUUAAUUAUAAUUUUUCUUAUGUAGUUUGAUGAUGGCACACAAGUGGAUUGAAAUGCAAAACUAUAUAAAAAAGAAAGAAAAACCAUGCUGCUGUAUGUCUUACAAAUACUUGAAGACAUUUAAAAACUAUUUGAUAGUCUUAACUCUGUGUUGAAUUUUUUAAAAAAUGAAAAAUACCAAAGGUGUGAUAUGCAGUUUGUGUCCUUUAAAAAUAUAUCUAUUUAAAUAAU
Molecule: messenger RNA, 4715 nt
Organism: Hemicordylus capensis (graceful crag lizard)
Lineage: Eukaryota; Metazoa; Chordata; Lepidosauria; Squamata; Cordylidae
Gene: C2CD2
Product: C2 calcium dependent domain containing 2
Exons: 14
Coding region: 792-2903 (703 amino acids)
Source: RefSeq, a predicted model, not a curated record